Molecule: messenger RNA, 2296 nt
Organism: Papilio polytes (common Mormon)
Lineage: Eukaryota; Metazoa; Arthropoda; Insecta; Lepidoptera; Papilionidae
Gene: Cbl
Product: E3 ubiquitin-protein ligase CBL-B
Exons: 12
Coding region: 204-2201 (665 amino acids)
Biological process (GO): negative regulation of epidermal growth factor-activated receptor activity; cell surface receptor signaling pathway
Cellular component (GO): membrane raft; plasma membrane
Molecular function (GO): phosphotyrosine residue binding; receptor tyrosine kinase binding; calcium ion binding
Source: RefSeq, a predicted model, not a curated record
GAUUGUCAUACGCGUCGGAGAUGUGUCAGUGAGCGAUCGUUCGCCGCUUGGUGAAAUAUAUUUGUGUCGUAAAUGUGGUUCGUUAGUGUGAUAAUGAGAAAACACAUAUUGGACUAUCUAAUUAUUAAGUGAUGAAAGUGUUUUAAGUUCGGUGUCCUGUUAAAAAUAGUUAUUUCCAUUUGUAUGUCAUCGGACUCUUCAAUAUGGCGGCCCCCCGUCACAAAUCACAACAGAAAAAUAUAUCCUCAAUAUUUUCGAAGCUGCACGGUGCUUUUUCUGAUGCGGUAUGUCCAACAAAGCUGGCAACCGACAAGAGGACUCUUGACAAAACAUGGAAACUGAUGGACAAAGUUGUAAAACUGUGUCAACAUCACAAAAUGAACUUGAAAAACAGCCCGCCGUUUAUACUCGAUAUUUUGCCGGAUACAUAUCAACGGUUGCGCAUUAUUUACUCUAAAUACGAGGAUAAUAUGCAGGAAUUGAAUAAUAACGAACAUUUUAAUAUGUUUAUUAUAAACUUAAUAAGGAAGUGUAAGCAAGCUAUAAAAUUGUUUAAAGAAGGAAAGGAAAAAAUGUUUGACGAGAAUUCGCAUUAUAGGCGUAAUUUGACUAAACUGAGUCUCGUGUUCAGUCAUAUGCUGAGUGAGUUGAAGGCUAUGUUCCCUAAUGGUACAUUUGCUGGUGAUCAGUUCCGUAUUACCAAGAGUGAUGCUGCAGAAUUCUGGAGAACAAAUUUUGGUAAUAGUACGUUGGUGCCGUGGAAACACUUCCGCGAGGAGUUGAACAACGUGCAUCCGAUAUCCUCGGGCCUGGAGACGAUGGCGUUGAAGACGACUAUAGACCUGACGUGCAACGAUUUUAUAUCAAACUUCGAGUUCGAUGUGUUUACAAGGUUAUUCCAGCCUUGGAGCACGUUGUUAAGGAAUUGGCAGCUGCUAGCGGUCACCCAUCCUGGUUACGUGGCGUUCCUGACCUACGACGAGGUUAAGGCUCGUCUGCAGAAAUACAUUCACAAGACUGGAAGUUAUGUGUUUAGGUUGUCUUGUACCCGCUUGGGGCAGUGGGCGAUUGGCUACGUGACGGCCGAUGGCGAAAUUCUGCAAACAAUACCACAGAACAAGAGCCUAGUGCAAGCCUUACUUGAUGGAUAUAGGGAGGGAUUUGGAAACCCUUAUUAUGAAAAAUCUACAUUAAAGCUUAAACUCAGUACAGCAGUAAAUAUAACAUGUAUAUUUGUACAGUCACGGAAAUCCGCGAUGAUGAGAGAUGGAACUCCACCCCUUUUUCAAAUAACCAAUCAGGUUGCAAUUCCCCGAUUGUACCUAUUUUUUUUGGCUUAUUAUUCAUACACCCAUUUAUUUAUAUUUAUUACGAUUCCAGGCAGCACAUUCCAGUUGUGCAAGAUCUGUGCUGAGAACGACAAGGAUAUCCGGAUAGAGCCGUGCGGGCACUUACUGUGCACGCCUUGCCUCACCGCCUGGCAGAUCGAUUCCGAAGGCCAAGGUUGUCCGUUCUGUCGCGCGGAGAUAAAGGGGACAGAGCAAGUGGUUGUCGACGCCUUCGUGCCGCCCAGACCUCCAAAUACUACUUCCGAAGCUAAAGGUGCGAUAGUAAAAACUCCAGUGAAACCAGUGUCUUCCAACUCCUCGGGGUCCUCGGGCUCAUCAGGAUGUAAUGGAUCCAGUUCUGACGUGACAAUAUCUAGUGGUGCUAAUGGCUGGUCUUCGCGGAACACAUUUAAUGGACUGACAGAUGAUAUUGAUGAUCCAGAGGACUGUGCGGAGUUCAACGCGGCGACAUCUACGAUAGACGCGCUGAGACCCGAAAGUAGAUGUCCUCCAAGACAAAGGUCCUUACCAUCAUCUACCUGCGGUAUUGUUGACCACCAACCAACGAAGUCGACGACGAUGCCAAAAUUCCCAUCAGAAGAUGCCAAAGACCCACCAUACGAGAAUGUCAGCGUUGAAAACGAAUUAGCGGUUGCACCAAAGAAAAUAAACCCCCUAACCCACGACAAGCACGGCAGAAAGUACGGAGAUAACGUCUCAUAUGAGAAUAUAAAUUUGGAUUACAUAGCGCGUUUAGUUGGUGAAGGUUAUCCCAAGGAGAUAGUUGUACGAGCUCUCGCCAUCACUAGAAACGAUUUGGAAAUGGCUUGUGAUAUAUUACACGAAUUCGGCUCUAAACUAAAUAAAUGCUAGAAUUAUUACGCAUUUAAUCUAUUAAAAGUAAAGAUUAAGGGCAUGUCCCACCACUGGCUGAUAGAGGCUCAGAUAGCUUAAAAAUGACGUCAUUU